UAACUCGGACAUAAACUCUACUAAACGACAUUUUUACUGUCUUGAAAAGUACUUCUGGGAUCACAGCAUUGUUCCUCUGUUACUGUUCCACUAAGGUUGUGCAGAAGCCAGAAAAAAAAGGAGUUGUCAUCAUGGUGCUAAUGAUACUACCAUUCAUUGGAUCAGUGUCGGUAUCCGAGAGUCUGGUGGCCAUGACAACAGUGUGUUUGGUCUACCUGAUCCUCAAGUUUUUCCGCACUGAUAUUCCUGAGGGGCUUCGUCGCCUGCCUGGACCGAAGCCCCUGCCAAUCAUUGGGAAUGUGCUGGAGGUGGGAAGCAAACCUUACCUGAGUCUCACCGCCAUGAGCAAGCUCUACGGCAACGUCUUCCAGAUCCAGAUCGGCAUGCGCCCCGUUGUUGUUCUGAGUGGCAGCGAAACAGUUCGACAGGCUCUCAUCAAGCAAGGGGAUGAUUUCUCUGGCAGACCUGACCUGUACAGCUUCCGGUUCAUCAAUGAUGGCAAGAGUCUGGCCUUCAGCACAGACAAAGCAGGUGUCUGGCGUGCCCGCAGGAAGCUGGCCUACAAUGCCCUGCGCUCCUUCUCCAUCCUGGAGGGCACGACCCCAGAGUACUCCUGCAUGCUGGAGGAACACAUCUGCAAAGAGGGAGAGUAUCUGAUCAAACAGGUCGACAAAGUCAUGAGGGCUGAUGGCAGCUUUGACCCCUUCCGCCACAUUGUUGUCUCCGUUGCAAAUGUGAUCUGUGGAAUGUGCUUUGGACGACGCUACAGCCACGAUGACCAGGAGCUGUUGAGCUUGGUGAACCUCAGUGAUCAGUUCACUCAGGUGGUGGGGAGCGGUAAUCCAGCAGACUUCAUCCCUGCUCUUCAAUUCUUGCCCAGCACUACAAUGAAAAAGUUUCUGAACAUCAAUGCCCGCUUUAGCAAAUUUGUGCAAAAGAUCGUCACUGAGCACUAUGCCACUUACAACAAGGACAACAUUCGUGACAUCACUGACUCCCUGAUUGAUCACUGUGAAGACAGGAAGCUGGAUGAGAACUCCAAUAUCCAGAUGUCAGAUGAGAAGAUUGUGGGAAUUGUCAAUGACCUGUUUGGAGCUGGUUUUGACACCAUCUCAACAUGCCUGUCUUGGUCAGUCAUGUACCUGGUGGCGUACCCAGAGAUUCAGGAAAGACUAUAUCAAGAAAUAAAGGACCAAGUGGGUGUCGAUCGCACGCCUCUCCUCUCUGAUAAACCCCAUUUACCCUUAUUGGAGGCCUUCAUCCUGGAGAUCUUUCGCCAUUCCUCAUUCCUUCCCUUCACUAUCCCUCACUGCACGACAAGAGACACAUCUCUGAAUGGCUACUUCAUUCCCAAAGACACCUGUGUCUUCAUCAAUCAGUGGCAGAUCAAUCAAGAUCCUGAGAUCUGGAAAGAUCCGACUUCUUUCAACCCAGACCGCUUCCUGAGCGCUGAUGGCACUGAAGUCAACAAGCUUGAGGGGGAGAAGGUGAUGGUUUUUGGCAUGGGAAAGCGGCGCUGCAUUGGCGAGGUCAUUGCACGAAAUGAAGUCUUCCUCUUCUUGGCAAUCAUCAUCCAGAAGCUGCGCUUUCACACGAAGCCUGGAGAGCCACUGGACAUGACCCCAGAAUAUGGUCUCACAAUGAGAAGCAAACGCUGCCACCUGACAGCCACAUUGCGACAGAAGAGUGAACAGUGAAGCUAUUUAUAAUGUGCAAUAUAUGACUCAAUAGCUGGUAUAAGUUGACUCUUACAAUGUAUGGGUCACAGUCAGUGUAACAGUCAGUGAAAGAAGCAGCUUUCUCAGAAUGUAACGCAUCGAAUGCUGAAUUUGAUCUACAGAGCUAAUGGCAUUGAAGCAAUUAAGUGAAAUGCUUGUUGCAGGUUGUCAGAGAUGUCUUGGUUUGUGUGAACACAUCUCUAUCAUGUAUUUUGAUUCUCUAAGAGAUGUUCCUGCAAAGGGAAAGGGUUGGUGCUUCUCAAUGAAGUAUAAGGAAAUACCUGGUUCUCCUGUGGUGUGUAGUAAAUGGCUCACAUUAAGAAGUUGUAAAAAAAAAAAAAAAAAAAAUCCUCAGAGACUAAGUUGCCUUGUUUAACUUUGGGACACAAAGUAUGUUUUGCUGAAUAGGCAUUACUAUUUAGGCCACUGGAACCUGAAUUGUUUUCUUCUGUGACACAGGACUCUAAACUAAAUCUAUAUUACCUUAUGAUACCAUUGCCACUUGUAAGCUAAUUAUUUGUAUUACAUUAUAAUGUGGAUGUAAGACACUGAAGCUAUAAUUGUAUCCCAAAAAUGUGAUUUUGUGUGUAUACCACGCUUGUAUUUUAUAAAGUCAUUUUUUUUAUGUGCCUAGCAUUUGUAUAUAUUUGAGGUGAAAUAGUUUUGCUCUGCAUCUAUAUGAAAUAUCAGGACACCAAAAGAGUUCCAGUGAUUUUUUGAAUAUAUUAGUAGGCUAUACAGUUUUGUACUUCUGUCUCUAAUGUAUCAAUGAUUGUAUAACGUGGAAGGGCAUGUGAUCUGAGCAUCUUUUAAUCAGCCACUUAAAUAAACAUGUUGAGAUGA
Molecule: messenger RNA, 2561 nt
Organism: Plectropomus leopardus (leopard coralgrouper)
Lineage: Eukaryota; Metazoa; Chordata; Actinopteri; Perciformes; Serranidae
Gene: cyp1a
Product: cytochrome P450, family 1, subfamily A
Biological process (GO): hormone biosynthetic process; progesterone metabolic process
Molecular function (GO): steroid 17-alpha-monooxygenase activity; heme binding; iron ion binding
Source: RefSeq, a predicted model, not a curated record